UUGAAAAAUAAUUUAAUUCGCGUACAAGCGUAUAUUUUACUUCCAUAAAUAGAAACCCUUAUGUAUGUGGGCACAAAACCCAAAGCUGAAGAGGCGCACAUACUGUUUUCCCUCUCAACUCUUCUCUACCUUUCAAAUUUCAAAAAAAAAAAAAACUCUCAAAUUUCAUCUGCAUUUUCACCUCAGGUGAAAGAACAUUUGGUGUUUGCUUCACAUUUUAGCUCUGAAGUGCAUUACAAUACACAUCCUUUUCUUUUCCAGAUCAAGAAGGUCUUUUGAGUAUUGUAGUCAAUGGCAAAUGACAAAACCAACAGUUACGAGGAGCUCCGUAGGCAAAGGGUUCUGGACAAUAAGAAACGAUUUGAGGAUCUGGGGAUUUUGAAUAUAUCUAAAAACCUUUCUGAUAUUACAAAGUCUGAGAAGAAGUCCGACUAUAAAACUGAGCUACGCCGAGUUAGACAAAAAGCAAAAGAUGUGUACCUGUCGGAGCCAAGAAGGUCUGCACGGGCAAGGAAUCCUGUUCCAACAUACCGUGAUGAAAUUGAUAUAGAGCUUCCAUCUUUACGGAAGAGAUCAAAAUUCAGCUCUUCAUGGGCAAGUUAUCUAGCAAGACCAUUGGAAGAAGUGAAAGUUGCUUCAUAUGAAGAGAAGGUACUAGCUUUAAAGUGUGCGGAAAAGCUCCAGAGUAAUCUGCAGUCGGAUAAGCCAUUUUUUAUCAAGACUAUGGUUCGAUCCCAUGUCUACAGUUGUUUCUGGUUGGGACUUCCUACUAGAUUUUGUCAAGACCAUCUUCCCAAAUCUACUGUAGAUGUUCUGCUAGUGGAUGAAGAAGGUUUAGAGUAUGAAGCUCUCUUUAUCGGCAAAAGAACUGGACUAAGUGGAGGAUGGAGAGCUUUUGCACUUGAUCAUAAGCUGGAUGAUGGGGAUGCUCUAGUAUUUGAGUUGGUCGAGCCCACAAAAUUUAAGGUCUACAUUGUUCGAGCAUCCCAAUGUUCAAGUGAAGUGGAUAAAUCCGAGGCAGAAAAAGAAGAAAGUGAAGCAGAAGAAACACCAAAGAGUGAAACAAAGAAAAAAAAGAAAAGUAGCAACAAACCAGAAGUUCCAACAAUAGCUAAAGAAGAGGUCUCUGUAGUAGUGACUUCAGCUACGAGACGCAGUACUAGAAGAAAGUAGAGAAGCAUCAUUCUGUAGACAUGUGAGAAAUCAAACCCUUUUGUUGUGGGUAAGCAUACCAAAGUUUUGUGAAGAUUUUGCAAAGACAUGUUAAAAUAUUUGGCAGUAAAUCUCAUUUGCCAAUAGCUAAUUAGGCAACUUGCCUUAGUAACUCUUGACAGUUGAAGAAAUGCAACUACAGUUCUGUUGCACCAUUUUUACUUUGCUUUACUAUGCUCUGAAGCAACUUAGCUUGUUAUUUUUGGAAGAGCAUAUUUGUUCUGUGUUCGGAAUUCUUCUAUGAAGUUAUAUCAACGAUCUUCAAGUUGCCAUGA
Messenger RNA from Solanum lycopersicum (tomato), 1487 nucleotides. RefSeq names its product putative B3 domain-containing protein At5g58280. Gene Ontology annotation, molecular function: DNA binding. Lineage: Eukaryota; Viridiplantae; Streptophyta; Magnoliopsida; Solanales; Solanaceae. The record is from RefSeq and is a predicted model, not a curated record.